AUGCGAUUUCUCUCGCCAUUCACAACAUGCCUCGUCCAGGCACUGCUCGCUAGUCAAGCCCAAGCAAUCGCCAUCGUGACACCGCCACCGCCACUCCCGACUCGGGAUCCCGAAAGCCAACACCAACACCAACACCACGACGCCCGUGCCCUCGUCGAGACCAGCACCUGCGGCUAUUCUAACGGUGACCCGGCACACCCGCUGACUGCACCGGCCGGGUACAACUGCCGCGUCGACACGGCCCGGGGCGUUUGGGGAUUCUGCCCGGCCACGGUGGGCGCUGACGUGCAAAAGUGCGAUUUGCCGGUGUACUGUUUUGAUCAACUGGGGUGUGAGACGGGAUGUGGCGAUCCGAAGGUGACGGGGUCGGGGAAGGUUUUGGCGUGCAACCAAGGGGCAAAUCGCUUUUGCUCCGUUGCAGCGCUAAUCGUUGGGACGUCAAGCCAGACAUUUUUCACUUUUGGCUGUGCUAUAUCGCAGAUGGCGGAUGAAUACUAUGUCACGCCCACGGCGCCGCUGACCACGACUAGCGAGACGCCGCAAGUAUCUACAGCUAAGCCAUCGGUGAUACGUUCGUCACAGUCGCCAGGGAGGAACCCGGAUGCGACACCGGGGUCACCAACACCCUUACCGUCGAAUCCGAGUCCGAGUUCGACUGGUUCACCCAGACCAAGCACCGCGACCUCAUCACGACAAAGCCCUUCCAAUCCUCUAACAAACCCCAGCAAAACAACUGCAGCCAUCUCAACAUCAUACCCCAAUUCCUCAACUCAAUCCAACAACCCCUUCACUACAACCGCCCCCAGCGACACCCCCAAUCCUCAAACCACGCCCAACAUUGACAACACUGACAACACCCCCGAGAACAGCCCCAACAUCCCCGCCCUAGUAGGCGGUACCCUAGGUGGCCUAGCCCUCAUCCUCAGCUCAGUAAUAGCCUACCUCUGUCUCCGACAACGGCGUUUAUUCGCUUUCCACAGUAAGCCCCCAAACCCAGACGGGGCAGGUGGACCAGGUCAAACAAAGAACCCAACAGCCGCAAUGCUAGAGACGGUGGAGCUGAGACGGGAGUUGGAAGAUACGGGGAUUGGAGCUGGGAGGAGGGAGGUGGGUGAGUUACCGGGGAAUUACGAGAGGGCUGUGGAGUUGGGGCCGGGGAGGACGAAGAGCGAGUUACCCGCUGAGAGGUACAGUCGGGGGAUGGAAAUGGAGGUUGGAAGGGGGGUUGAGAGGGAGACUAGGAGGGAGAUUGGGAGGUGGAGUUGGGAAGAUGGAGGGGGCAGAUGUAAUAAGGGUAGGGGCAGUAAGGGGACUGAAGGGACGGAUGGGCUUAGGUGGGUUGGGAGGUAUUUGAGUUAA
Messenger RNA from Dichotomopilus funicola, 1359 nucleotides. RefSeq lists its product as uncharacterized. The record is from RefSeq and is a predicted model, not a curated record. Lineage: Eukaryota; Fungi; Ascomycota; Sordariomycetes; Sordariales; Chaetomiaceae. The transcript has 2 exons. Bases 1 to 1359 code for a protein of 452 amino acids.